Messenger RNA from Salpingoeca rosetta, 3031 nucleotides. RefSeq lists its product as uncharacterized. Gene Ontology annotation, molecular function: mRNA 3'-UTR binding. The transcript has 11 exons. Lineage: Eukaryota; Choanoflagellata; Craspedida; Salpingoecidae. The record is from RefSeq and is a predicted model, not a curated record. The coding region runs from base 320 to 3031 and encodes 903 amino acids. Gene Ontology annotation, biological process: post-transcriptional regulation of gene expression. Gene Ontology annotation, cellular component: cytoplasm.
CAUCCAUCCAUCCAUCCAUCCAUCCAUCGGUCGACCCAGCACUGACGCCGUCUUCGCUGGAGCAAGCAAAGCCAAGCAAAAAACAAAGCAAGGUCAGAUCAUCAAGGGCCCAGUUGCAAGGAGGACGCGCACACUUGGUCAUCUGCUUGCCACUCUGAAGGCAAAGGAACUAGAGAAACACAAGAAGCAAACCAUACGCGUUCGAGCUUGACCGCCGCCCCCACCAAACAGAGCAACGGCAAGACCACCUGGCGGGCCAACGGCAACAACACGCGCACGGCGCCUCUCCUUUUGCUGCUGCUGCUGCUGCUGCUGCACUAUGUCAAGCUUGGCUUCGCCUGCAUUGACAGAUUCUGAACGAUUGUCUCGCGACAGCGGUAUCCGCCUCUCUGCAUCUCCUCCACAGGCCGAUCAACAACCGACCAACCCCAAGACCCUCAAACGAACUCCCUAUUCCAUCAACACCGCCACCAUUUCCAACAUCGACACAGAAGAAAAGGACAGCCCCGCAGCAAAGGUCGAGCACGACCUGCGCAAGUGGGAGGAGACGAUGGAUGCCGUGGAUCCGCAGAGCAGCAUCAAGAAAAUUGAGGACGAUGACACGCGCUGGCUCAACACGCUCGCUGACACGGAUGUCUUUGACGACGGCCCGACCACUCCACCCCUCACCACAAGCGUGAGCGGCGGUGCGUUUAGCCAGGACGACAGCGGCCUCUCGGCGCUGCCCUCCUUUGGCACGCCGUCUUCCACUGUGGGCACCGCGGCCACGCUGAGCAACACCAGCAGCACGCACGGCACCAUGGCCCCCGGCACCCCGCUGCACCCUCACGAUGCAAUGGCCUGGGCCACACACGCCACGCCGUACCCCGAGCCACCGCAGCAAUUCGCCGGCUUGGAGCCGGCACUGGCAUCGCUCUCGCUCUCCGGGGCAGGCCCUUGGAGCCAGGCGGGGCCACAGGACAGCACAGCCAGCGGGCCCAUGCCCACGACGCAAAACGAGCAGCAGGGUGGGUGGUCUCUGCCGCAGCACAUGUCUGCGCCGGACAGCGCAAACAUCUCCCCGCCCCUGGCAGAUGACAGCGGCGUGGCCACAACGCCUGCGCGCCCCCAGGCCGAGUUUCACCAGCAGCCGCAGGCCUCCGCUGGCGGCGGGUUCCAGCCAUGGUCCGCUUCAAUGCACCCACAACAGCAGCCACAGAGACAGGCCAUGCAGCACGCUCACGCCCAGGCCCGCCACCCACAGUUCCAGCAGGCGUACAUGUUCCCGCAGCGUGCCAAGUCCGUCUCUGCCGACCCAAACAUGUUCACGGGCGGUGGCACGGGAAUGAGUGGCAGUGGUGGCCUCAUGCUUGCGCCCGGGUCCCAGGACUGGCUGCCUGCCAACCCCCCUUCUUCUCAGCAGCAGGAGCAGCAACAACAGCAGCAGCGGCAUGACCCUGCCCAACAGCGGCAGGAGCAAAAACCGCCACAGCAGCAGGGCAUACCCCCACCCCAGCAGCAUGUUAUGGGUGCUUCGUUCCAACCCCAGCACCCACAUCAUCAAGCCCUCCAUCUCGGCCACCCCCACCACCAUCCCCACCAGCAGCACCUUCAUCAUAUGCAGCCAGGCAUGGUGCCCCCGCCGAACCAUCGCUAUGCACGCGCCCACAGCGAGCCGGCCCCAGGCAUGCACUUUCACGCGCCCGGCCCUGCAACUGCCCCUCACACCCCCCACUCUUUCCUGCCCCACACCCCUGGCCCGCUGAUGGAGGAGCCGCAUGGGCAUGCCCCACCGUUCCACGCGCACCCGCACCCGCACCACGCUCAUCACCACCACCUCCAUCAUCACGGUCAUCCCCACCAUCCACCGUCCGCCUUCAUGUUUGCGGGCGCGCCAUUGGCCUCACCGUCGACUGAAUUCAGUCAUGACAGGGAUGGCCGGCGUCGCCCAUCAAGCAGCCGCAACAGCGCCGAACGCGGCACGCCGCGGCGCGGCAACAACGGCCUGCAGAACACCUUCCGUCGCCUCAACCUCGACAGCAGCACGCGGCUGCGGGACCUCGCGGGCCGCAUUGUCGAGCUGUCGGCGGACCAGCACGGUUCACGCAUGAUUCAGCACUGCAUCGAGUCUGCCACGCCGGCAGAAAUGCACAAGCUGCUGGAGGAGGUUGGCGAGCAGCUGUACCAAGUCAUGACUGACGUCUUUGGCAACUACGUCAUCCAGAAGCUGCUGCAGUAUGGCGAUGGCACCGUGCAGCACGCCAUUGUCAACGGCAUGCGCGGCCGCGUGCCGGCACUUUCCAUGCACAACUACGGCUGCCGUGUUGUGCAGGAGGUCCUUGCCACCGUCACCUCUGCCGAGCUGCGCAACAUUGUUCUCAAGGAGCUGGAGGCAUACAAUGUGAGCGAUCUCAUCAUGGAUCAGCAUGCCAACCAUGUCAUUCAGAAGUGCGUCACCUCGCUUUCCCCAGACAACCUCGGCUUUGUCAUCUCCGCCUGCGAGCGCCAGGCCUCGGCCAUGUCCCGCCACCUGUACGGCUGCCGCGUGAUUCAGCGCCUGAUUGAACAGUGCGAGUCGACGCAGCUGGCUCUUGUGUACAAGAAUGUGCUUGACGACUGUGCCUCCCUCAUGAAGAACGCGUACGGCAACUACGUCAUUCAGCACGUGCUCGAGCAUGGCAAGCAGGAGCACCGCGACGUGGUCAUGGACUGCGUCUCCGGCAACCUCCUCACGCUCAGCCAGCACAAGUUUGCCAGCAACGUGAUUGAGAAGUUUCUGCGCGUUGCGCGUGCGGACCAGAUUUCCUCGCUCGUGGCCGAGUUGUGCCGCAGCACUGCGCUGCCGGACGGAACCACGGCUGCUCCACUGCACAUCAUGAUGAAGGACAAGUACGCAAACUAUGUCAUCCAGACGCUCAUGCAGUUUGCCCCUCGCCAGACGCAGAUGGCCCUUCUCGACUACAUUCACGCCAACCGCGAAGUCCUUCGGGGUUACAACUAUGGCAAGCACAUUGUUGCAAAAGCAGAGGCUCUGCGUACACAGCGCCGCUAG